Messenger RNA from Penicillium arizonense, 852 nucleotides. RefSeq lists its product as uncharacterized. Gene Ontology annotation, molecular function: oxidoreductase activity. The coding region runs from base 1 to 852 and encodes 283 amino acids. NCBI's taxonomy places the organism in Eukaryota, Fungi, Ascomycota, Eurotiomycetes, Eurotiales, Aspergillaceae. The transcript is spliced from 2 exons. The record is from RefSeq and is a predicted model, not a curated record.
AUGUCUUUUGCUCUUCCUCAAGUGGCUGCAAACACCCGCCAACCUGAUGCUUCAUUUCGAUCCUUGUCAUUGCCCGUGAAUGAGGAUGAUCCAGAUAUUCGCCAGAAGUACAGGCCGUUCAUCCUUAACGAUGAUGCAACUCAAGACUGGAUCAACGAUUUAGAUUUGGCCACCGCACUCGAUAUGGCCGAGCAGAACCUACGGAAUACAAACAAGAGGUUGAAAGUUCUGGUACUUUAUGGCAGCCUUCGGAGAAGAUCAUAUUCACGGCUAGUGGCAUUGGAGGCUUCUCGUAUUCUGUUCCGAUUGGGUUGUGAUGUACGUGUCUUUGAUCCCCAAGGCCUUCCAGUGAAAAACGACGUCGACACGGAUCAUCCCAAGGUACAGGAGCUCCGAAACCUCAGCCAAUGGAGUGACGGACAUGUCUGGGUUUCGCCCGAACAACACGGCAAUCUGACUGCCGUUUUUAAGAAUCAAAUUGAUUGGAUUCCUCUGAGCACAGGAAGCGUCCGCCCGACCCAAGGCCGAACACUGGCCAUUGCUCAAGUGUGCGGUGGAUCGCAAUCAUUUAAUGCCGUCAACUCCCUGCGUAUCCUUGGUCGGUGGAUGCGCAUGUUUACUAUUCCGAAUCAAUCUUCAAUCCCGAGGGCAUAUACACAGUUCCCGGAUGAGGGUCAAUCCGAAGAUCAACGACUCAUGCCUAGUGGUAACCGAGAUCGUCUGGUAGAUUGCAUGGAAGAAUUUGUCAAAUAUACGAUUGUGAUGCGCCCUCAUAUCGGUCUCUUUAGCGAUCGCUUUAGCGAACGGGAAGAGAAAAGAUUAAAGGAAGCAAAACUGAAUGCUGUUUCAUAA